Bacillus rossius redtenbacheri is the source of this 8727-nucleotide messenger RNA. Its product is annotated as tetratricopeptide repeat protein 28. The transcript has 28 exons. Lineage: Eukaryota; Metazoa; Arthropoda; Insecta; Phasmatodea; Bacillidae. Bases 443 to 8254 code for a protein of 2603 amino acids. The record is from RefSeq and is a predicted model, not a curated record. Gene Ontology annotation, molecular function: protein binding.
CGUAAAAGAAUUUAGUAAUAAAAAAUUAAUAAAAUAGUGUCUUAGGUUAGUUGCAGGAUGAUUGCGACAAAGUGUUCCAAAUUAAUUACGUAAUACUAGGCCCCUUAUAAUUUUUUCAUGUUCAAGGAUCUUGUCAAAGGCCCCAAGAGGUUUGUAUUGGAAUUUUAACGUAAGAUCGCGGUAUGCCCAUGCCUAUUACGUGAUAGUAAACCCGGCAUACAAAACAAGAACUAACCACAUUCCAAGAUGGCGUCGCGUCCGGAAUGCAGAAAUCAGGUGUCGGCUGGUUGGUUAGAUUUGAAGAGGAAAAUUUGUUGGCAGGUGGCCUUGUGACAGAAUGAGUGUUUAUAAUUUUGUGUGUGCGGCGUUUUGGUGGUGAUUAUCAUGAAACUAGAAUCGUCGCUUGUGUGGAUAUCAUGGUUGCAGCAUUAGGGAGGCAGACAUGUCACAAAGGGAUCUCUCUGAGGUGGAACCUGAAGGGACAUGUGAGCUCCCAGCUGCCAGUAAGGCUCUGUUUUUGGAUAAGGUGCGACAGUCAAAUGCUGCUUGCCAGAGUGGUGAUUUCGCAACAGCAGUGACUCUUUACACAGAUGCCAUACAGCUGGAUCCAACCAAUCACAUCUUAUACUCAAAUCGAUCAGCAGCACUAGUCAAGAUGGGCCAGUUUGCUCAAGCGCUCCAAGAUGCUAUUCGAGCGAGAGAACUGAACCCCAAGUGGCCAAAGGCAUACUACAGACAAGGUGUUGCACUACAGUGUUUGGGUCGCCAUAGCGAUGCCCUUGCUGCCUUUAGCUCUGGGCUUGCACAGGAUCCAAAGUCAUCUCAACUGUUAGCUGGCCUUGUUGAAGCAUCCAUGAAGUCUCCUCUCAGAGUUACCCUGGAGCCAACAUUCCACCAACUGGAAGUGAUGAAGCUGGACAAAUCUCCAUUUGUGAUCAUCUCCGUGGUUGGACAGGAGCUUCUCGGCGUUGGCCAGUACACUGCAGCUGUGGUUGUGUUGGAAGCUGCUUUGCGUAUUGGGACAUGCAGUCUGAAGUUGCGAGGCUCUGUGUUCUCUGCACUCUCAUCUGCAUACUGGGCGCUCAACUCGCUCGACAAGGCGAUUGGCUACAUGCAGCAAGACCUGUCUGUGGCAAAGACCCUUGGAGAUAUCGCAGGUGAAUGCAGGGCUCACGGGAACCUUGGCUCGGCGUACUUCAGCAAAGGCAGCUACAAAGAAGCGCUGACUUCACAUCGCUACCAGCUGGUGCUGGCCAUGAAGUGCAAGGACACUCAGGCUGCUGCUGCUGCCCUCACCAGUCUAGGUCACGUGUACACUGCAAUAGGAGACUAUCCGAAUGCAUUAGCAUCUCACAAACAAUGUGUGCAGCUAGUCAAACAAAUGGGCGACCGUCUGCAGGAAGCUCGUGAAAUUGGCAACGUUGGGGCCGUGUAUCUGGCAAUGGGCGAGUUCGAAAGUGCUGUGGACUGCCACACACAACACCUUCGGCUGGCUCGAAGAUUAGGAAAUCAGGUGGAAGAGGCGCGAGCCUACAGUAACCUUGGUUCUUCCCACCACUACCGCCGCAACUUUGGCCAGGCGGUUGCUUUUCAUGAGAAUGUGUUGCGCAUAGCUCAAGAACUUGGUGACCGUGCUGUGGAGGCCCGAGCGUAUGCAGGGCUGGGACAUGCUGCGAGGUGUGCAGGUGACUAUGUACAGGCUAAACGAUGGCAUGAGCGACAGCUAGACAUGGCAUUGGCAUCUAGAGACAAAAUGGGAGAAGGUAGGGCAUGCUCUAACCUGGGGAUUGUGUAUCAACUUUUGGGCGAACACGAUGCUGCGCUCAAACUACAUCAAGCUCACCUCAACAUAGCACGAAUGCUGCAAGAUCGAGCUGGCAUGGGUCGAGCAUAUGGCAAUAUUGGAAAUGCCUACAGUGCCAUGGGAUACUAUGAGCAGGCUAUAAAGUAUCACAAGCAAGAGCUGACGAUAUCCAAAGAAGUAAAGGAUCGCAGUUCAGAAGCAUCGACUCACGGCAACUUGGCUGUAGCUUACCAAGCUCUGGGGGCUCAUGAAAUGGCUCUGUUACACUAUCGAGCACAUCUCAAUACUGCAAGGGAACUGAAGGACACUGCUGGGGAGGCUUGCGCUCUGCUCAACCUUGCUAACUGUCUGUCUUCCCGAGCCGAGUUUUCCCAAGCUGUACCUUUCUAUGAAAACUAUCUUAUGCUUUCACAGGAACUUCACGAUAUAGAAGGCGAGUCAAAAGCAUGCCAUUUUCUUGGCUAUGCUCAUUAUUGCCUUGGGAAUUUCCGGGAAGCUGUCCGGUAUUACGAUCAGGACUUGGCUUUGGCAAAGGACUUGCAGGAUAAAAUGAACAUGGGCCGAGCAUAUUGCAACUUGGGUCUGGCCCACUUGGCAUUGGGUAAUUUAGAGACUGCGUUGGAGUGCCAAAAAUAUUUUUUAGCUAUUGCACACAUGGUAAAGCAUCUACCUGGAAAGUUCCGGGCCUUAGGAAACAUAGGGGAUGUACUUAUUAAGAUGGGUGAUGUGGAGGAAGCAGUGAAAAUGUAUCAGCGUCAGCUGUCGUUCGCAAGGCAAAGUCAUGAUCGGGGUAUGGAAGCUGCAGCAUAUGGAGCUUUAGGACUAGGCCACAGACUGUUGCGCUGCUUUGACAAAGCACUUGGCUAUCACACACAGGAACUGACCUUAAGGCAAGAGAGUGGUGACCUGAAAGGGGAAUGCCGGGCACAUGGCCACUUGGGAGCUGUUCACAUGUCGCUCGGCAACUACACCAACGCCAUGAAGUGCUACCAGGAGCAAUUAGAGCGUGCCAAGGAGCUGAAAGACAAUGCGGUGGAGGCACAAGCAUUUGGUAAUUUGGGGAUAGCGCGACUUAACAUGGCCCAUUAUGAAGAUGCCAUUGGUUACUUUGAGCAACAGCUGGCCACUUUGGAACAGCUGUCCACAUCUACUGCAACUUUGGACAAGGGCAGAGCUUUUGGCAACCUAGGCGAUUGCUACGAUGCUUUGGGUGACUAUGAAGAGGCUGCAAAAUGUCAUGAGCAGCAUUUAGCCAUUGCUCUAAAACUCAAGAGCUCACGUGAUCAGGAAAGGGCAUACAGAGGAUUGGGACAUUCGCAAAAGUGUCUUGGCAAUUUGCAGCAAGCUUUGGUUUGCUUUGAGAAGAGACUGGUUGUGUCGCAUGAACUCAACAGCCCUGAGGCUAAGGCUUCAGCUUAUGGUGAAUUGGGACAGAUCCAUAGUAGCCUUGGCAACUUUGAGCAAGCUAUAUCCUGCUUGGAGCAUCAACUUUCUAUAGCAAGGGAACUGAAAGACAAAGUUGCCGAGGCGGAUGCUGCCUGUGGCCUGGGUGCAGUGUACCAGUUGAUGGGCGAGUACACCACGGCUCUGCGCUACCAUCAGGCCGACCUGGACACGGCAGAAGAGCUCGGCUUGGCAGCCUUGCAGGGGAGAGCCUGUGGGAAUCUGGGCACGGUUCAUGAAUCCCUGGGGAACUUCGAGGAAGCCGUCAAGUAUCAGGAACAGCAUCUGUCUGUAGCAGCCCAAACCAACGACAAAUAUGCAAAAACAAUGGCAUAUAGCAGUUUGGGACGUAUUCACCACACACUUGGAAACACAUCUCAAGCAGUGGCGUACUUGCAACAAGGCCUGCAGAUAGCUGAGAACCUGGGUAGACGUGAAGAAGAAGCUAGAAUAAGGCACAGGCUAGGUUUGGCACUCUGGGGUCAUGGAGAUCUGGAAGGCUCACAGUGCCAAUUGGAGCGAGCGGCACAGCUGUUAGAGUCUGUGCGCAAAGAAGUGCGUGGCUCGAGUGAUCACAAAUCAUCUUUGUUUGAUCUUCAGACUGCUUCGUAUCAAGCAUUAAAAAAAGUGUUGGUGAGCCUGGGUAGACAAGAAGAAGCAUUACUAGUUGCGGAGCGUUGUCGCACAAGAGCAUUUGUAGAUCUCCUUUUGGAACGUCAGAACUGUGGACAGAGAGGAAAUCUUAGGGUGGAAGACUUCAUCCCGUCAUCUCUGGAGCAACUGAUAGAAAAUGUUAACAGACAGAAAGCUUGUGUUCUUUACUACAGCCUUGCUGCUGGAUGCCUCUAUGCCUGGUGUAUCGUUCCUUCUAAAGGAGUGGUGAGAUUCCGUGAAGUGUCCAUAACUGAACUGGAAGCUGACUAUGAACAGGAAGGAAACAACGAAGAUUUCAUUGCAGGAACAAAGUCUCUGUUGGAAAGUUACGUACAAAGUGUUAGAGUCAGUUUAGGAGUGGAAAUGCAAACAUCGUGUUCCAGGGGACGAAGUGGAGUUGGUGAAGCAGACACUGAGGCAUCGGACAUGUGGUCUCAACAUAUUGAGGAGCUUGGCGACAGACUGAACCAAGAUUGCGACCAUACCGGAUUCAUGCGCAUGGUGAAUCGCAACCACCUGUACAACUCGAGCAAUUAUAGCCUCAGUAGUUUGUUCAGUCUUGGGAGCGUAGGAGGAAGCAUUGCUAGUGGCUCAGCGAGUCGUCCUGGAAGUAUUCGUUCAAGGCGACUACCUCAUCAAACCUGGCAAGGACCUUCAUGUCUUGGAUCACUUUAUCACCUUCUCAUAGCUCCAUUUGAAGAAUUUUUGCCAGCAACUUGUGCAAAAGGUUCAAGUGCAGCUCCUCAUGGGAAAAACUGUGGCAGCAGAAGAGAACUACUUCUUGUCCUUGAAGGGGAACUUUACCUCAUUCCGUUUCCCGUGCUGAAAGCAAAUGGCACAGUUGGUGAAUCUUCCGAGUACCUGUGUGAGCGGUUUAGUUUGUUGGUGGUGCCUUCACUCACAUACUUACGCUCCAAUCAGCGAGUUGUACAUGCUGCAGGAAAAACGGCAAGUGCGACCACGGUGGCAGGUGCUGACAAAUUUUCCACUUCAACAUCAGGCAGUGGCAGUAUGUGUGCACUGGUGGUGGGCAAUCCUCGACUCCCAUGCUCUGUCACUGAGCAGUGGGGGUGGUGCGAUAUACCUUCCGCUGAACAAGAAGCAUCUAUGGUUGCUGAAAUGCUACAAGCAAAAGCCUUGGUUGGAUCCCAGGCGACUAAGGAAACAAUACUGCAGCAAAUUAGUGAAGCAGAAUGUGUGCACCUGGCAACCCAUGUGUCGUGGAAACUCUCAGCUAUUGUGUUUUCUUCUGGAGAUGUGGUAGACUCUCAGCACCCUAAAAGAUUCUUUGCCAAUUCCGACCAUGCCCAUGACCAAGGCGACGAGGAGAGCUCAGAGAUAUCUUCUACCCUGGAAAUGCCAACAUUAUCAGAGUUGCUACUGACUACUGGGGAUCUGUUGAACGUGGAGAUAUCUGCUCGCCUGGUGGUUAUAAGCUCCAGCCACACUCACGACCAGCACGGCUGGGCUACUGUUGAUGGGAUCAUUGAGCUGACAAGAGCCUUUCUUGCAGCAGGAGCACAGUGUGUGCUGGUCUCCCUGUGGCCAGUGCCCGAAACUGCCACCAAAAUAUUGUUGAGGACAUUCUACUCAGCGCUGUUGCAGGGUGUUCGAGUGAGUAGAGCGUUGGCAGAAGCAAUGCUGACCGUGCAACACACCAAGCACUUUGCUCAUCCGGCCAACUGGGCAGGGUUCAUGUUGAUUGGAGCUGACGUGCGCCUGUCCAACAAGGUGGCCCUCAUGGGGCAGGCACUGUGCGAACUGCUGAAAACUCCAGAGAAAUGUCGUGACGCCUUGAGAGUCACCUUGCAUUUGGUCGAGAAGUCUUUACAGCGAAUUCACCGUGGUCAGAAAAAUGCUAUGUACACUACUCAGAAGAGCAUAGAAAAUAAAGUUGGUCAUGUCAGUGGGUGGAAAGAUUUGCUAAUGUCAGUAGGGUUCAGAUUUGAACCUGCGGCUAAUGGCAUUCCAUCCUCUGUGUUCUUUCCUCAGAGUGAUCCUGAUGAACGACUAACACAGUGCAGUGCAAGUUUGCAAGCACUUCUAGGUUUGACAAGCACAACAUUAUAUGCAUUAUCAAAGCUGAUUACAAAUGUGGAAGUGGUUGAUGAUAUCAUUGUUGUAAUUCGACAAGUUAUCAACCAGUUUACGAUGAAAAAUAUUGAAGCAGAGAGUACUGAGGUACCCAUAAGUGUCAAGUUGUGGCGAGUACCAGGCUGCCACGAACUGCUUGCUUCACUAGGGUUUGACCUUAUGGAAGUAGGUCAAGAUGAAGUGACACUGAGGACUGGCAAACAAGCCAAUAGAAGAACAAUUCAGUUUGUUUUACAAGCACUUUUGGCACUGUUUGAUACUCAAGAAGCUCCAAAGAGCUUAAGCCUGGAUUCCUCAAGUUCACUAGAAAGCUUGAGUUCCCUGGAGGGGAAUGAGGAUGGUACAGGAGGACUUCAUUCUAGAUCACCUCCAAUCUUGUCCUCUUCGCAUCCACCGCUGCCGUUCAUAUCUUCUCGACCGGCACCCCCGUUAUUGUUGCCCGGGCACAGGGGCUCUGGAGGUGCAUUUACGAGCUACGUUCGGCGACGUGGCGAGCCAGAUGGCAGAACUGCUUGUGCAUCUGAGAACACGUCGAGCUCUACCCCAGCAAAAGCGAGCUCUGGGAGUGGAGGCAGUGCUUCGGGAGGAAAGGUGUGUACAGUGGUGAGUCGUCCGGGAGGUGGAGGUGAAAGUGAUGCUGCAUUCACUCCCAGUCCACCAGUAGUGCUGCAGCAACAAGACACUUCACCGUGUUUAACUACGUUGACACUUGCUCAUCAGACUCGCAUUCGCAACUUGUACACAUCGGGCUUCAACAACUCACCUGCUGGUGAUGGACCUGCCAUAUCUCAACACCAUGCUGUUUUUCAUCAUCGCCCAGACUCCUCGAGCAGUGCAAGUUCUGCAACUGAUUGGGAAGGAAAUGGACAUGCAACUGUGCUUCGUAGAACUGCAAUAAUACAGUCUCAUGUCAAUCACCCACUACCUCCUCUUCCUCCACCCAGACAGGUUCAUGCACCUCCUAUGGUCGAUUCCCUCCAUCCAGUUCCUCCGUCAUCUUUGUAUGCCCCUGUUAGUAACCUUAAUACUGGGUUUGAAUCUCAUAGCUCAGAUUCAGACUUUGGUGGUCCUGCCGAGUUAGCUUAUAGCACAACUAAAAGACCAGUAUUGAAUUACCAUAAUGUGUCAACGUUAAAAUUAUCAAGUACAAAUAACAGUGCCUCUUUACAGUCAUCAGUGAUGGAUAGAUUGAGUGUUAGAACAGAAAUGUGUACAAUUGGAGCACCUCUUGCAAGAAAAACUAUGAACAUAGACACACUUUUACAAAACAGUGGUGUGAAAGACUCUAAUUCUCGUAUUCAUUAUUUACCCAUGGAAGGAAAUGAAGGUCUUGUUGAAAAUUGUUUGGGUCCAGUAUCUAAAGGAUUCGAAGAAGCCUCCGAAGAUAUUGCUUCUGGCAACUCUAAUUCAUCCUUGGUGUCGGGAGUUCCAAGUAGUGGUGGAAAUAGCAUUCAAGACCAGAUAAUUGCAACUCAGUUACGCCGCUUGAAUAGAGAGCUAACGCCCACCAUUUCAGAUGUUUACCAUGAAAGAAACAUUGGGUUAGGCCUUGCACCUCCACUUUCAAAAUUGUUACUGCCCAGUGGAAGUUCAUCUCAGGGAAGUAACUUGAAAGAUAAUAAGCUCCAUGAAUCUGAUGUAACAACAAAUGAUUCUUUAUUAGUGCCUGGACUUGACACGCUUGGACUCUUGUCGGACGAAGAAUCAUUAACGGGUCAGAAUUCAGAACAUUGUAAAUCUGGCAUUAGUCAGCAUUGGCUUUCAUCUUCGGCAUUACAUCAUUUCCAGCAGAAUGUGCCAGAUCUCUCGGAAAGUGAAGGGAAACCUCUCAGUGGAGGUUCACCAUGCAGUGAGCUAAGUCGUCGAGACGAGGGGGACGGUCGGUCUAUUGCAGACUCACAGUGCAGUGCUGGUAGCUACAAGAAAACCACUAGUACAGUGCAAGAAAAUGGUGCUUUUUUCUUUGGUCAAGAAAUUCUGGUGUCAGACGAUCCUAAAAAUCAGCCUCAGCGAGUUCUUAAUUUUCUAGAAGAAAUGUCUUCCUUAAAUAAUGCAUGUAUUGAUCAAAGUAUUGAAGAAGGUAAAAACAGGGGAAAUUUGUUGAGAGUAAGUGACUCAAAUGUAUCCGUAACUACUUUACCAAGAUUAUUAGGCCUACCAGAACAAUCACUACCAGGCCAAAACAAUAAGACUGCAGGAGGAACAACAACAAAGUUUUCAACAAGUUUUAGUCAUCAGCAAUCAUCUUCACAAUGUUAAAAUUUGUUUUAUUUUCCGAGUUCAUCCUCUUGGCUCUCACUGUUUUACAAAACAAUCUUUUCAUAGUAUUACAAUGUGAUAUUUGUACAAACAUAAAAUCAUGUGAAAUAAAAAGUUUUUGUGUAUAGUGUUUCUGAAAUAUUCAGGAAAAUUGCAUUGUUUACAUGCAUUGUAAAAAUUGAAAAUAUUUUUUGCAUAAAAUUCUGUGCCAAGUGCAUUUCUAAUGUCCUAAAACCACUGUGUACAUUACUUCACAACCAAAUACAAAUUUAAUUCUUUAAAAUAUAUUUUUUGUGUACAAAUCAUUUAUGUCAUAUUGAAUAAAUAAGAGAUUAAAAAUAGAGUAGCUUGUUUAAAGUAUUACUUGUCAUUUAUAUAUAUGUACAUUAUAUUUUUACUUUGUUGGAAAAGUUUCAUAAUUUUAGGUACUGUAAUAAAUUGUGUUGUAUAAAUAAAUGAAUACUUCCCUAGCA